Scaptodrosophila lebanonensis is the source of this 11446-nucleotide messenger RNA. It is a transcript of the gene Ten-m, whose product is annotated as teneurin-m. The coding region runs from base 1 to 8175 and encodes 2724 amino acids. The transcript has 8 exons. The record is from RefSeq and is a predicted model, not a curated record. Lineage: Eukaryota; Metazoa; Arthropoda; Insecta; Diptera; Drosophilidae. Gene Ontology annotation, biological process: motor neuron axon guidance.
AUGAAUCCCUACGAAUAUGAGUCCACACUGGAUUGCCGCGACGCGGGCGGCGGACCUGGUCCCGGGACCCUACCCAUGACCGGACGCCACAAGUCGACGGCCGUCCACGACAGCCAAACCCUGCAACACCAGCAGAAUCAACAGAAUAUGCAAUCCGCUGCUGCUGCAGCAGCGGCCGCGGCCGCGGCAGCGCAGUCACAUUACGAUUACGAAUAUCAACAUUUGACCCAUCGUCCACCGGAUACAACAACAGGAAACACAACGGCGCGCACACACGGCAGACAAGGCUUUCUCCUUGAAGGAGUCGCAGCGGCACCACCAGAUGUACCCCCACGCAAUCCGACAAUGAGUCGCAUGAAUAAUGGUCGUUUAAUUGCCGGCGUUGGUAAUAAUCCAAAUGAUUUGGGUGUUGAUUUUGAGCCAUCGUGUUUGGUGCGAACACCAUCGGGCAACGUUUACAUUCCUAGUGGAAAUAUAAACAUCAACAAGGGGUCACCCAUCGAUUUCAAAAGCGGCUCGGCCUGUUCCACACCCACUAAAGACACACUUAAGGGCUACGAGCGUAGCACGCCCGGCUGUCCGGGCCUGCCGCCUCGCGUCAUGAACGGUCUGCCCACACACCACUACUCGGCGCCGAUGAACUUCCGGAAGGGUCUCAUCGCCCGGUGUUCGACACCCUGUGUGACCAUUGCAGCGAUUUCGGCAUUUGUCGUUCUCUGCCUGCUGCUCAUUCUGCUGAGCAGCACCGGAGUCCUGCACUGGUCCCAGCCAGCGCCCUGCACAGUUCUAGUCGGCAAUGAGGCGGCCGAGGUGACGGCGGCCAAGAGCACGAACACGGAUCUAUCGAAAUUGCACAACUCAUCGGUACGCGCGAAAAAUGGUCAAGGCGGACAAAAUGGUGGCGGCGGGGGCACGGGAGGCACGGGCCUGGCUACUGUAACUACGGCCACAUCGAAUAGCGGCACGGCUCAGGGGCUGCAGUCGACAUCGGCUUCGGCGGAGGCAACAUCCUCAGCGGCGGCUGCUUCGGCUACCGCCACCUCCUCGCAGUCGCAAUCAUCGUUAACGCCUUCCUCGUCCCUGUCAUCGUCCUUGGCAAAUGCCAAUAAUGGAGGAGCACGCACAUUCCCGGCGCGCAGUUUCCCACCGGAUGGCACCACAUUUGGCCAAAUAACAUUGGGCCAGAAGCUGACGAAGGAGAUACAGCCCUAUAGCUAUUGGAAUAUGCAGUUCUAUCAGUCGGAAGCGGCCUACGUAAAGUUCGAUUAUACCAUACCGCGCGGAGCCUCAAUCGGCGUCUAUGGGCGACGCAAUGCGCUGCCAACCCACACACAGUACCACUUUAAGGAGGUGCUGAGUGGUUUCAGUGCAGGCACGCGUACUGCCAGAGCGGCACAUUUGUCCAUAACGCGCGAAGUUACACGCUACAUGGAGUCGGGUCAUUGGUUCAUCUCGCUCUACAACGACGAUGGGGAUCUUCAGGAGCUUACUUUUUAUGCGGCCAUUGCCGAGGAUAUGACACAGAACUGUCCCAACGGCUGCUCCGGCAACGGACAGUGCCUGCUCGGGCAUUGUCAGUGCAAUCCCGGCUUCGGAGGCGACGAUUGUAGUGAGAGCGUCUGCCCAGUUCUGUGCUCCCAGCAUGGCGAGUACAUCAACGGCGAAUGCAUUUGCAAUCCGGGCUGGAAGGGCAAGGAGUGCUCCCUUCGGCAUGAUGAGUGUGAGGUUGCCGAUUGCAAUGGCCAUGGUCAUUGCGUCAGCGGCAAGUGCCAAUGCAUGCGCGGCUAUAAGGGAAAAUUCUGUGAAGAAGUUGACUGUCCUCAUCCGAAUUGCUCAGGUCAUGGUUUCUGUGCGGAUGGUACUUGCAUUUGCAAGAAAGGCUGGAAAGGUACCGAUUGCGCCACCAUGGAUCAGGAUGCUCUGCAGUGUCUGCCAGACUGCUCGGGCCAUGGUAGUUUUGAUCUGGACUCCCAGACCUGCACCUGCGAGUCGAAGUGGAGUGGCGACGAUUGCUCAAAAGAGCUGUGCGACUUGGACUGUGGCCAGCAUGGCCGCUGCGAAGGCGAUGCCUGUGCCUGUGAUCCUGAGUGGGGUGGCGAGUAUUGCAACACAAAACUGUGCGAUGCCCGUUGCAAUGAGCAUGGACAAUGCAAGAAUGGAACUUGUUUGUGCGUCACCGGCUGGAAUGGCAAGCAUUGCACGAUUGAGGGCUGUCCCAACAGCUGUGCUGGCCAUGGACAGUGUCGCGUCAGUGGUGAGGGUCAAUGGGAGUGUCGUUGUUACGAAGGCUGGGAUGGACAAGACUGCGGCAUUGCGCUCGAAUUGAAUUGCGGCGACAGCAAGGACAAUGACAAGGAUGGCCUAGUUGAUUGCGAAGAUCCCGAGUGCUGUGCCAGCCAUGUGUGCAAGACCUCCCAGUUGUGUGUCUCUGCGCCGAAACCCAUCGAUGUGCUGUUGCGGAAACAGCCUCCGGCCAUAACGGCCUCAUUCUUCGAACGCAUGAAGUUCCUCAUCGACGAAAGCAGCUUACAAAACUAUGCCAAGCUCGAAACGUUCAAUGAAAGUCGCUCGGCAGUUAUACGCGGUCGUGUCGUAACCUCACUGGGUAUGGGCCUGGUGGGGGUGCGAGUCUCAACGACAACCCUAUUGGAAGGUUUUACACUUACACGCGAUGAUGGUUGGUUCGAUCUGAUGGUGAAUGGUGGCGGCGCUGUAACUUUGCAGUUUGGACGAGCACCCUUCCGUCCACAGUCGCGCAUUGUGCAAGUACCCUGGAAUGAGGUGGUCAUCAUCGAUGUAGUGGUGAUGUCCACGUCCGAGGAAAAGGGUUUAGCAACGACUUCGACGCAUACUUGCUUCUCUCACGAUUACGAUCUUAUGAAACCCGUCGUGCUGGCCUCGUGGAAGCAUGGCUUCCAGGGCGCAUGCCCCGAUCGCAGCGCUAUUCUUGCAGAGUCUCAAGUCAUACAGGAGUCCCUGCAAAUACCUGGCACUGGUCUCAAUCUCGUCUACCAUUCGUCCCGUGCCGCUGGCUACCUGUCCACCAUUAAGCUGCAACUAACGCCCGAUAGCAUUCCCGCCUCGUUGCAUCUCAUUCAUCUGCGCAUUACCAUCGAGGGCAUUCUGUUCGAGCGUGUGUUCGAGGCUGAUCCGGGCAUUAAGUUCACCUAUGCCUGGAAUCGCCUUAACAUCUACAGACAGAGAGUCUAUGGUGUGACCACAGCCGUUGUCAAAGUUGGCUAUCAAUACACCGACUGCAAGGACAUUGUCUGGGACAUACAAACCACCAAACUAAGCGGUCACGACAUGUCUAUCUCUGAGGUGGGCGGCUGGAACUUGGACAUCCAUCAUCGCUACAACUUCCACGAGGGUAUUCUGCAAAAGGGUGAUGGCUCCAACAUCUAUCUGCGAAACAAGCCUCGCAUUAUCCUAACGACCAUGGGUGAUGGGCAUCAGCGACCACUGGAAUGCUUGGACUGUGACGGUCUAGCCAUGAAGCAACGCUUGCUGGCACCAGUUGCGCUUGCAGCUGCCCCCGAUGGCAGCCUCUUCGUAGGUGACUUCAACUACAUUCGUCGCAUCAUGACCGAUGGCAGCAUUCGUACAGUCGUCAAACUGAACGCCACACGUGUCUCGUACCGCUAUCACAUGGCGCUGAGUCCAUUGGACGGCACUCUGUACGUUUCCGAUCCGGAAUCACAUCAGAUCAUUCGAGUGCGCGACACGAGCGACUACUCACAGCCGGAACUGAAUUGGGAGGCCGUUGUGGGUUCGGGCGAACGUUGUCUGCCUGGCGAUGAGGCGCACUGCGGCGAUGGAGCGCUGGCUAAGGACGCUAAGCUGGCUUACCCUAAGGGAAUUGCUAUCUCCAGUGAUAAUAUACUGUACUUUGCCGAUGGAACCAACAUUCGCAUGGUCGAUCGAGACGGCAUCGUGACGACACUCAUAGGCAAUCACAUGCACAAGUCGCACUGGAAACCAAUACCCUGCGAGGGCACGCUAAAGCUCGAGGAAAUGCAUCUGCGCUGGCCAACCGAACUAGCUGUGUCCCCCAUGGAUAACACACUGCAUAUUAUCGACGACCACAUGAUCCUACGCAUGACGCCCGAUGGACGCGUUCGAGUGAUUUCGGGACGUCCGCUUCACUGUGCCACCGCCUCUACUGCCUACGACACAGACUUGGCUACGCACGCUACUCUGGUAACCCCGCAGUCCAUUGCCUUUGGACCUCUCGGUGAACUGUUUGUUGCGGAGAGCGACUCGCAGCGCAUAAAUCGCGUGCGUGUGAUCGGCACCGAUGGACGUAUUGCCGCCUUUGCCGGCGCCGAGUCCAAAUGCAACUGCCUGGAGCGCGGCUGUGACUGCUUUGAGGCGGAGCACUACCUGGCGACCAGUGCCAAGUUCAACACCAUUGCUGCCCUGGCCGUGACACCCGAUGGACACGUGCACAUUGCCGAUCAGGCAAAUUAUCGCAUACGCUCGGUCAUGUCCAGCAUACCAGAGGCCAGUCCAUCGCGCGAGUAUGAAAUCUAUGCACCCGAUAUGCAGGAGAUUUAUAUAUUCAACCGCUUUGGCCAGCAUGUGUCCACGCGCAACAUUUUGACCGGCGAAACCACCUACGUCUUCACUUACAACGUCAACACAUCCAACGGUAAGCUGAGCACAGUGACGGACGCAGCAGGCAACAAAGUGUUCCUCUUGCGUGACUACAGCUCGCAAGUGAACUCCAUCGAGAACACGAAAGGUCAGAAGUGUCGUCUGCGCAUGACCCGCAUGAAGAUGCUGCACGAACUAAGCACCCCAGAUAACUACAAUGUCACCUAUGAGUACCAUGGACCCACGGGUCUGCUCAAAACCAAACUCGAUUCCACGGGACGUUCGUAUGUAUACAACUACGAUGAAUUCGGACGCUUGACAUCGGCAGUGACUCCAACUGGACGUGUGAUUGAGUUGAGCUUCGAUUUGAGCGUGAAGGGUGCCCAAGUCAAGGUAUCGGAGAAUGCACAAAAGGAGCUGUCAAUGCUCAUUCAAGGUGCCACCGUCAUUGUACGUAAUGGUGCCGCCGAGUCUCGCACCACUGUCGACAUGGACGGCUCCACAACAAGCAUUACACCAUGGGGCCACAAUUUGCAAAUGGAAGUGAUGCCUUACGCCAUAUUGGGCGAGCAGAGCCCACUACUGGGUGAGAGCUACCCAGUGCCAGCCAAGCAACGCACCGAAAUUGCUGGAGACCUUGCAAACCGCUUUGAGUGGCGCUAUUUCGUACGCCGUCAGCAACCAAUUGGCAAGCAGCUCAAGGGUUCGCGACCGGUGACCGAAGUAGGUCGCAAACUUCGUGUGAAUGGCGACAACGUGCUGACGCUGGAGUACGAUCGUGAGACACAAUCGGUGGUGGUGAUGGUGGAUGACAAGCAGGAGUUACUUAAUGUUACCUACGACCGCACCUCGCGACCUGUCAGCUUCCGUCCCCAGUCGGGUGACUACGCAGAUGUCGAUUUGGAGUAUGAUCGCUUUGGCCGUCUGGUUAGCUGGAAGUGGGGCGUUCUCCAGGAAGCGUACACCUUUGAUCGCAAUGGAAGACUUAAUGAAAUAAAAUAUGGCGACGGCUCGUCGAUGGUGUAUGCCUUUAAAGAUACUUUCGGCUCCCUACCACUGAAGGUGACAACCCCGAGACGCUCUGACUAUUUACUGCAGUACGACGAUGCGGGUGCACUGCAGAGUCUAACAACACCUCGCGGUCACAUACACUCCUUCUCUCUGCAAACAUCACUCGGUUUCUUCAAAUACCAAUACUACUCGCCGAUCAACCGACAUCCGUUUGAAAUCCUAUACAACGAUGAGGGCCAAAUACUGGCCAAGAUCCAUCCGCAUCAGUCCGGCAAGGUAGCGUUUGUGCAUGAUCCUGCUGGUCGCUUGGAAACCAUUUUAGCUGGACUCUCGAGUACCCACUACACUUACCAGGAUACCACCAGCUUGGUCAAGUCUGUGGAGGUGCAAGAGCCAGGUUUUGAGCUACGUCGCGAAUUCAAAUAUCAUGCUGGCAUAUUGAAGGACGAGAAACUGCGCUUUGGAUCCAAGAACUCUCUAGCUUCAGCGCAUUAUAAAUAUGCCUACGAUGGUAACGCCCGUCUUAGCGGAAUUGAAAUGGCAAUCGACGAUAAGGAAUUGCCAACCACACGCUACAAGUACAGCCAGAAUCUCGGCCAGCUAGAAGUAGUGCAGGAUCUGAAGAUCACACGCAAUGCCUUCAAUCGCACUGUGAUUCAGGACUCGGCUAAGCAGUUCUUCACCAUUGUGGACUACGACCAGCAUAGACGCGUGAAGAGCGUGUUGAUGAACAUCAAGAGUCUGGACGUAUUCCGUCUGGAGCUCGACUAUGAUCUGCGCAAUCGUAUCAAGUCGCAAAAGACGACGUUUGGGCGAUCAACCGCCUUCGACAAGAUCAACUACAAUGCGGAUGGCCAUGUAAUCGAAGUGUUGGGCACCAACAACUGGAAGUAUCUGUACGACGAGAAUGGCAACACGGUGGGAAUUGUUGAUCAGGGCGAGAAAUUCAAUCUCGGCUACGAUAUUGGCGAUCGCGUUAUCCAACUAGGCGAAGUAGAGUUCAAUAACUACGAUGCUCGCGGAUUUGUGGUCCGACGUGGAGAACAAAAGUAUCGCUACAACAAUCGCGGUCAACUGAUACACGCCUUUGAACGCGAACGCUUCCAAAGCUGGUACUACUAUGAUGACCGCAGCCGUCUGGUCGCUUGGCACGAUAGCAAAGGCAAUGUCACUCAGUACUACUAUGCCAAUCCGAAAACGCCACAGCUAGUCACGCACGUACACUUCCCCAAGCUGGCCAAGACCAUAAAGUUCUACUAUGAUGAUCGCGACAUGCUGAUGGCGAUAGAGAAUGCCGAGCAACGGUUCUAUGUAGCCACCGAUCAGAAUGGCUCACCACUGGCCUUCUUCGAUAUGAACGGUGGCAUUGUAAAGGAGCUGAAGCGAACACCAUUCGGUCGCAUUAUAAAGGACACCAAUCCAGAGUUCUUUGUGCCUAUCGAUUUCCAUGGCGGUCUCAUUGAUCCGCACACCAAACUAAUCUACACCGAGCGCAGGCAAUACGAUCCCACUGUGGGUCAGUGGAUGACCCCACUGUGGGAAACUCUGGCCACCGAAAUGUCCAAUCCCACCGAUGUCUUCAUCUACCGCUACCACAACAACGAUCCCAUUAAUCGCAACCGGCCCCAGAACUACAUGAUCGAUUUAGAUGCCUGGCUGCAGCUCUUUGGAUACGAUCUCAACAACAUGCAGAGCAGUCGGUACACCAAGCAGGCCCAAUAUAUGCCACAGGCCUCCAUCAAGUCGAACACCUUAGCCCCAGACUUUGGCGUAAUCUCUGGCCUAGAAUGCAUUGUGGAGAAGAUUAACGAGAAGUUCAGCGACUUCGAUUUUGUGCCCAAACCGCUGCUGAAGAUGGAGCCCAAGAUGCGUAAUUUGCUGCCUCGCGUCAGCUACCGUCGUGGCGUCUUUGGCGAGGGCGUGCUACUCUCGAGGAUAGGCGGUCGUGCGCUGGUCAGUGUCGUCGAUGGCUCCAACAGCGUGGUGCAGGACGUGGUCAGCUCGGUGUUUAACAACUCGUACUUCCUCGACCUGCACUUCAGCAUACACGAUCAGGACGUCUUCUACUUUGUCAAGGACAAUGUGCUGAAACUGCGCGACGACAACGAGGAGCUGCGUCGCCUGGGCGGCAUGUUCAACAUAUCAACCCAUGAGAUCAGCGAGCAUGGUGGCAGUGCGGCCAAAGAGUUGCGCCUGCACGGUCCCGAUGCAGUUGUCAUCAUCAAGUAUGGUGUCGACCCAGAACAGGAGAGGCACCGCAUACUCAAGCAUGCUCACAAGCGCGCCGUCGAGCGUGCCUGGGAGCUGGAGAAGCAAUUGGUCGCUGCCGGCUUCCAGGGACGCGGCGACUGGACCGAGGAGGAGAAGGAGGAGUUGGUUCAACAUGGUGAUGUGGAUGGCUGGAUCGGCAUCGACAUACACAGCAUACACAAAUAUCCACAACUGGCCGACGAUCCCGGCAACGUUGCCUUCCAGCGUGAUGCGAAGCGCAAGCGCCGCAAGACAGGCGUCAGCCAUCGACAGAGCAAUCAUCGACAGCAGCGAUACAUCGGUGAGUUGGGUGCGUGAGUGGAGGAGCCGGCAUUGGAGUGGAGCGAAGCUUACGACGAGUACGGCGAGCUGGAGCAGGACUAUUUGAUAAAGGUGGGCGAGGUGGCCACCGACUUAAGGUCGCCGCCCAAUGAUAGCAACGAGACUGUGGAGUUUUUGUAAGUAAUUGUAGGUGAAAUGCAGUAGGAUCCCCAAUCGAGGAUCGACGGAGGAUCUACGGCAGAUGGCUUCAAACGCAACACAUAUUACUAAAAGCAUAAUAUGAACUUUAAUUGAGUUUAAAGUUUAGUAUUAGAGUCAGAAGAAUCGGAUCAGGAACAGGAACAUAAACAGCACCAGCAACAGCAACAGCAAAUGAAACAGCAACAGCCCUCACUACCGAACGAAUUAACGAACAAAAAACCAUAUACAUACAUAUAAAUAAUAAUAAUAUUAAUUAUAAAAAUCUAUAAAUUGAUGUUGAGUUUAGGCUACAGAGCGUAUGUUUAAUGUGGCAUACAUACAAGUAUGUCUAUCGAAUGUGUAAUGUUUAAUGUACUUUUUUAAAACUGAUUGUAUUGAUUGUAACUGAUUGUAAUUGAUUGUAACUGAUUGUAAUUGAUUGUAAUUGAUUGUAAUCGAUGUGUAAAGCAAGCAACUAAUCGCAUUUGAGCGCCAUAUACGAGCCAUCAGCGUACUCGUAUUGAGGCAGCUGCGAGUCUUCGCACAACUCGUUGCAUAUAGUUUUGUAUAAAGCAUACAUAUACAUGUGUAUAUCAAAGGAGCAACAGCAUGAGCACAAUAUAUAAUACUAUAUAUAGUAUAUACUAUAAAGAUAUAUACGUAUUACAGAAAAAAAACUAGUUUGAUGAUGCUGUCCCCUGUGGAUUUUGUGUUUAGUCUACAAAUAGGCAACAAAUAUUAAAUAGCAAAGAAAAAAAGAAAAGAAAGAAAAACAUCCCAUAUAGUAUAUAUAUGCAUACAUAUAUAAAAUUAGUAAGAUGGAAAUAAAUAUUGAUAUGACGUGCAUACACAUACAGAUAUAAACUCAAAGGAAACGUAAUUAAAUGUAAAAAGUUUAAAGCCACACACACACACAACAACAACAAAAACAAAAACAACAACAGCCACGAAUAGUAACCACUUAGCUUAGCCCACUCGUAUGUAUGGAAAAAAAAACAAGAAAAGAAAAAACGAAACACAAAGUGAACAAUUUAAGCAGCAGCUUCGUUUUCAUAAAAAUCGCUUUGAAUAUGUAUAUAAAAUACCAACAACAACAAACAAAACUACAACUACUAAACUAUGCUUUAACAUAUAACGCCUAAUUGUUAGUUUACUAUUUGUAUAAUUUGAUUUUCAUUUGUGUAUUAUUUUAAUUGAAAAUCAACUCACACACUCACUUCAACGAAUGCUCGAAUUCAGAGGACUUUAAAGCGCGUCUACUUAACUUCUUCAGCCGCAAGCCAAAAAGCAAAGAAUUGAAAUCUCUUAACAGUUGAACGCUUGAUAAUCCUUACUAAACAAUUACUGACUGCUUCUCUAAUACUCUUACUCCGCUGAAAUGACACUUUCCGACCCAUUGUCUAACGUUAUACGAUUAAUGUUGAAUUUAUUCAGAACGCAAAAUGCAUUAAACAACAACUUUUUACAAAUUGUGAUAUAUUUCUAAACAUUUCAUUUCAUUAACAAUAUGGGAACGCAAGCGAAAGACUUGCAUGAAAUGUUGCAAAAGAAAAAUCAAAGUAACGAGGAAAGUGAACCGAGAGGAAAGUUUUAAACAAAUUGAGUUAUUUUCUCAAUUUUUUCAACUUAGUUAUUAUAAACAUAUUUUGUAUUUUACACUUAUAGUUUUUAAACAAACAAAAUGCAAUAUUUAGUUUCGUCAGUUUGCCAUGUUAAUUUUAAAAGCAAUGCAUUUUAUACGCAUUUAUUUUACUCGACAGAUUAUACACCUAAUACUGAUGGUUUUCAGUUAAGCAAUAUUUACAACAAUUAUUUUAUUGAGUUUAUUUAACUGCAACUUCCCCGGUCCCAAAUAUUGUUUUUUUUUUUCUUCAGCAAACUUUGCACUUAAAGUCGUUGGCAUUUUGCUGGCAUUUUUAUGUUUAUAAUUAUUAACAUUAUUAAACUAUUUAUAACUAAACUAAAAUCUAUUGACUAUUGAGAUAUAAACUAGCAUAAACCCCUAGUGCGCAUAAUUAAGUCUUAAAGAAUAUACAAAUGAGAACAAAAACAAAAGAUAAUAUAAAGUCCCAUAUAACCGUAAAAGCAAACACCUUGUAAUAUAUACACUGAACUACACGUAGCCACUAAGACUUAGGCUUAAAAACUUGAAAACUCGUAAUGAAAUCGAAAAAAAAAAUUAGCACCUAACUAUUGUGAAAAUGAGCGAGCAUCGUCGCCGUCGUCGUCGGUGUCUUCGGCAUCGAGGAAGUAAAAUGAAAGCGUAGUAAUUAGCUAAAGUGUUAGUAAUUUUAUUAAAUAAAAUUAUAAAUGAAAGGAAAAGAAAAACAGAAAUAUGACAAACAAUUAAACACUAUACUUAAGCGAAGCAGGGGAAACUCGAAAAUUAAUUAUCACGUGAGUGAAACGAAUGUUGUGUACAAAACGAAUUGAAAAUGCGAGCGCAGAAAAACACAAAUUUUCAUGUUUUCCAAAAAUAGAAAGCAACUUCAACAUCAAAGGGAAAUUCUCACACAACAUAAAAUUGUAAAAUAGCAGCAAAAGUAUAUAAAUGUAUAUGUAAUUAAAAUUAAGCAGCAUUACAUUAACCAAAAUAAAAUUUAAAAAAAAAGUUAUUGAAAUCAGCAAGAUCGAAACAAGGCAAGCAUAACAUUCUGACUGAAAUAAGCAAGUUAAAAGAUGAGAAAUUAAAAUCAAUAUUCUUUUGCUUACAUUUUCUUAUUGCACAUUUUAUUUCCCAACUUUAAAUCAAACAGUAAUUGUUUUUCAAAUGAACUGCAAAUUUUCUGCAUUCCUCGAUUGAGCAUAAUUUCAAAUUAAUUAUAAAUACCACAGACCUUGAAAACAAACACACACGAGCUACAUACGUAAAUAUUCAAGUGUUUCGUACACGAACAGAAAUAAUAAUAACAAUUACAAAAUUACGAUCAGUAUUUAAAUUGUAUGUGUGAAAUUGUCUCAAAACUCAAUCAGAACGGUAUGCAGAAAGUAAAUCUAAUUUUAAAAAUAAAAGCAAUUGAUGGCAAGAACAAAACAAAAACAAGCAUUAAUUGUAUACAUAUGAAAUACAUUUAUGGCAAGCCACAAAAAAUGAUAAUACAUCCACAUAAAUAUAUAUAAUACCUAA